This is a messenger RNA of Pieris brassicae (large cabbage white), 1369 nucleotides long. RefSeq names its product circadian clock-controlled protein daywake-like. The record is from RefSeq and is a predicted model, not a curated record. NCBI's taxonomy places the organism in Eukaryota, Metazoa, Arthropoda, Insecta, Lepidoptera, Pieridae. The transcript is spliced from 5 exons. Bases 217 to 960 code for a protein of 247 amino acids.
UAUACUGUAUAAAACUGAGUUACUAAUUACGAACAAAACAAAAAACAUUCUGGUAACAAAAAUUAUAAAAAUACCGAUAAUUAACGAUCGGUAGUUCAAAACAACCGGUUAACUGGCUGCAAUGUCAGAUUGAAGGUCCAAUAGUGUCUACAUAGAUAUAAAACAUUUAUUCCUCAUUCAAGAACUGAUGGUGAUCCCAGACAGCAAACAUCAACAAUGAUUUUACGAACGGAUUGCGUGAUAUUUGUCUUGUGUUUUCUCUAUUUUGGAGACGCAAAAAUUGCACCGGAUUUUAUCCACCCGUGCAACGAAACUAGUAGAGAAUGUCUUGUCAAGUCAACACAGGAAGCUAUUCCCGAAUUCGUAAAAGGCCUCCCUAAGCUUGGAGUGCCCUCGUUGGAUCCCUUCGUUAUUGAGAAGCUAGCAAUUCCUCUAACUGGACUGAAAGUAACUUUUUAUCAGGGAAAAGUGACCGGCUUUAGAAACUGCAUCGUGGAUAAUGUUAUCUCUGAAUUAGAGAAGCGACACUUUGUUCUGGACUUCCACUGCAAUUUAACGAUAAAAGGACAGUAUGACGCAGUCGGGAAGAUAUUGCUCUUCCCGAUAAAUGGUGAGGGCGACGCUAAAGUCAAACUGACCAACCUUAGAAUGAAGGUUGAUAUCAAUACGAAAUACAUAAAAGAUGCCAAAGGGGUUAAUCACUUUGCACUAAGGAACUACAAAUACACGUUCGACUAUGGAGAUAAAAUAACUUUCGACUUGCAGAAUCUAUUUAAAGAAAGCAAAGAAUUAAGUGCCACAGUUUUGAAUUUCCUCAACGAAAAUUGGAAAACAGUGGCGGAAGAAUUUGGAAAACCCAUAGUAGACUAUGCAGUGGAUUUAGCUAUAAGAACUAUUGAGAAAUUCUUCGUCGCUGUUCCGUAUGAAGAAUUAAUCAAUGUCCCCAUACCCCAAAAUUAAUAUAAGCGAUUCGAUUUAUUAAACGCUGUUUGUUGUCUUAAGCGCGAAAAAUAUUAACUGAAGCCAACAAUGAUUCGGAUUAGAGUACAUAAAUUAUUGAGAUUUAUAUUAUUUUAAAUUUAUUAUUUAAAAAAAAUAUUAUAAUAAAGACGUGAAUAAAAUAUGCAUUUAUAAUGUGGUUGUUAAUAAAAACCAAGGCCUUGUAAUUUUAAUAGUCCCUCAUCGUGUUCACUACAAUUAUCAUCAUAGUGUAGAAUGUCGCGCAUAGUAACACUAAAGCUUAAUUUAUACAUUUAGUUGAUAAUUCUUUUUAACGAUAAUUUAUAAAAAUACACUCUAAAAUUUUCGUUAGACCUACUUAAUAGUAAUAAACUUAUAUUAUUGAGCGGGUUUCGGGAAUACUUAGCAA